UUGCGCAAGCACCUGGUAGAUGCCCGGAUGUUAUAAUCAGAGAAGAUGCAUCGGUGAAGUCAUGGCAGGAAAAAGAAGACGUUAACAUUUUCACUAAUAUCAUCUGUGUAACACCAUCAAGAUGUCCGGGCAAGACUCAGGCCUGAGAUAUGAUCCUGGUGAGAGCCCUGAGCCCACAGCAGCCAGAGUCAGCACAGGGUCACCAGGUGCACAGAAACCCCACAGCUCGCCCGCUGGCAAGAACCUCCUCGGAGCGGACGCAGGGGGCGUUGGAGGACAUCUCAGUAGUUCCACCCCAGGGAAUGGUGGCCCCCCAGGUUUGGGUCAACAGCAGCAAGGAGGAGGAGCCCAAGGACAGCAACAGCAGCAGCAGAGGACACUAAGUUCCGCUUGGGCCACAGCUCUUGGGGCCGCAGCAACGGCAGCAUCGAUGAAUCGUGCUAAGAGGAGUAACCAGCGGGGGCGUGGGGGCCAGACGAAUCAGAACCCACGCCCACCGCGAGCUCUGUUUUGUUUGACUCUUAAGAAUCCUAUAAGAAGGACAUGCAUAAGUAUUAUAGAAUGGAAGCCGUUCGAAGCUCUUAUAUUGCUAACAAUUUUUGCAAAUUGUGUUGCUCUCGCCAUCUACCUCCCGUACCCCAAAGGGGACUCCAACGAGGUCAACGAUGCUUUGGACAAUGUAGAAAUCGUGUUUCUUAUCAUAUUUGCUGUAGAGGCCAUAUUGAAAAUUAUUGCCUAUGGAUUCCUGUUCCAUCAGGGUGCUUAUCUACGGAAUGGAUGGAAUAUCUUAGAUUUUACUAUAGUUGUUAUAGGAACAUUAAGUACAGUUUUGUCCUACAUGAGGAUCAAAGGGUUCGAUGUAAAGGCCCUUCGAGCUUUCAGAGUCCUUCGGCCUUUGAGAUUAGUAUCAAGGGCGCCCAGCCUCCAGGUGGUGCUGAACUCCAUUAUCAUGGCCAUGGUGCCUUUGUUACACAUUGCCAUGUUGGUGUGUUUUGUUAUCAUAAUCUACGCCAUCGUUGGGCUAGAGCUGUUCUCAGGGAAAAUGCAUAAGACCUGUUACCACAGUAUCACAGAUGAAAUCAUGGAUGACCCCACCCCUUGCGGUUCUUCUUAUAUGUGUGAUGAUGGGUACAACUGUACAGAAAAGCCACAGCCACAGCGCUGGGAGGGACCCAACUCCGGGAUCACCAACUUUGACAACAUAGGUCUAGCUGUGCUCACAGUCUUUCAGUGUGUUACGAUGGAAGGAUGGACAACAGUACUUUACUGGAUCAAUGAUGCAGUAGGAAAUGAAUGGCCGUGGAUGUAUUUUAUAAGUCUCAUCAUCCUAGGUUCAUUCUUUGUACUUAACCUAGUGUUGGGUGUACUCAGUGGAGAAUUUUCCAAAGAGAGGGAGAAGGCAAAAGCUCGAGGAGAUUUUCAAAAAUUGCGAGAGAAACAGCAGCUUGAGGAAGAUCUGAAAGGUUACUUGGAUUGGAUAACCCAAGCAGAGGACAUAGAGGAGGGGGAUGAAGAUGAGGAGGAGGAGGAGGUAGAGCCCACACCUACCCACAAAGCCAAUGAAUCCCAGUCUGAGAAAACUGAAGAAUUAGGCAGUGGAGAAAUGACCCAGAAUCUGUCAUGGUGGCACAGAAAAAGUAAAAGAUUACGGACGUGGAACAAACGUUGUAGAAGAACGUGUAGAAAAAUUGUCAAGUCCCAAGGUUUCUACUGGAUAGUCAUAGUCAUGGUAUUUUUUAACACUUGUGUACUUACAACGGAGCACUACAAGCAGCCAGAAUGGUUAGAUGAGUUCCAGUUUAUUGGAAACCUGUUCUUUGUGAUCUUGUUUGCACUGGAGAUGCUCCUCAAAAUGUACAGUCUAGGCUUCCAGGGAUACUUUGUCUCACUAUUCAACCGGUUUGAUUGCUUUGUGGUGAUAUGCAGUAUUGUGGAAGUGGUGUUGACCAGCACUAAGGUCAUGCCGCCACUGGGAGUCAGUGUGUUACGUUGUGCCAGGUUGCUCAGAGUGUUCAAGGUCACAAGGUAUUGGUCCUCCCUCAGCAAUUUGGUGGCCUCCUUACUAAACAGUAUGCGCUCCAUUGCCAGUCUGUUGUUACUGCUCUUCCUGUUUAUAGUGAUCUUUGCCCUCUUGGGUAUGCAGCUGUUUGGGGGCAAGUUCAACUUCACAGAUAAAUCAAAGCCCAGGAGCAACUUUGAUGACUUCUUCCAGUCAUUAUUAACAGUAUUUCAGAUCCUGACAGGUGAAGAUUGGAAUGAGGUCAUGUAUGACGGUAUCAACUCGUACAAGGGUGUGGCCAGUCCAGGAGUGCUUGUCUGCCUCUACUUUGUUAUUCUUUUCAUUGUUGGUAACUAUAUCCUGUUGAAUGUGUUCUUGGCUAUUGCUGUUGAUAACUUGGCUGAUGCGGAGCAGUUGACAGAGAUGGAGAAGGAGAAAGAAGAGGAGAAGGAGAGACAGAGGUCCAUUAUACGCUCAAAAAGUGGGUCCCCAGAGAGAGAAAAGGAGGUCCAGGGGCCUUGCAGUUGCUGCACUUGUUGUUGGAGCAGAAAGGGAGACAACGAGGAGGACGAGGGGGUGGGUUCUGGCGACAAUGGGGAGAACGAACCUGGUGACGACAAUCAAAACACUGCAAAUUACCAUGACAGAAGUAGUUUCAAACAUGAGAAGAGCCCCAGCAGUAUAGCCAGUGAACACAGGGUGCAUAUAGAGUUAGAUGAUGACCCAGAGAAGUACAGAGGUGGGAAACCACUACAAGGUAAUGGUGGACAUGGCAGAGGAAAAUGUAGAUCUGNUACCCACAAAGCCAAUGAAUCCCAGUCUGAGAAAACUGAAGAAUUAGGCAGUGGAGAAAUGACCCAGAAUCUGUCAUGGUGGCACAGAAAAAGUAAAAGAUUACGGACGUGGAACAAACGCUGUAGAAGAACGUGUAGAAAAAUUGUCAAGUCCCAAGGUUUCUACUGGAUAGUCAUAGUCAUGGUAUUUUUUAACACUUGUGUACUUACAACGGAGCACUACAAGCAGCCAGAAUGGUUAGAUGAGUUCCAGUUUAUUGGAAACCUGUUCUUUGUGAUCUUGUUUGCACUGGAGAUGCUCCUCAAAAUGUACAGUCUAGGCUUCCAGGGAUACUUUGUCUCACUAUUCAACCGGUUUGAUUGCUUUGUGGUGAUAUGCAGUAUUGUGGAAGUGGUGUUGACCAGCACUAAGGUCAUGCCGCCACUGGGAGUCAGUGUGCUACGUUGUGCCAGGUUGCUCAGAGUGUUCAAGGUCACAAGGUAUUGGUCCUCCCUCAGCAAUUUGGUGGCCUCCUUACUAAACAGUAUGCGCUCCAUUGCCAGUCUGUUGUUACUGCUCUUCCUGUUUAUAGUGAUCUUUGCCCUCUUGGGUAUGCAGCUGUUUGGGGGCAAGUUCAACUUCACAGAUAAAUCAAAGCCCAGGAGCAACUUUGAUGACUUCUUCCAGUCAUUAUUAACAGUAUUUCAGAUCCUGACAGGUGAAGAUUGGAAUGAGGUCAUGUAUGACGGUAUCAACUCGUACAAGGGUGUGGCCAGUCCAGGAGUGCUUGUCUGCCUCUACUUUGUUAUUCUUUUCAUUGUUGGUAACUAUAUCCUGUUGAAUGUGUUCUUGGCUAUUGCUGUUGAUAACUUGGCUGAUGCGGAGCAGUUGACAGAGAUGGAGAAGGAGAAAGAAGAGGAGAAGGAGAGACAGAGGUCCAUUAUACGCUCAAAAAGUGGGUCCCCAGAGAGAGAAAAGGAGGUCCAGGGGCCUUGCAGUUGCUGCACUUGUUGUUGGAGCAGAAAGGGAGACAACGAGGAGGACGAGGGGGUGGGUUCUGGCGACAACGGCGAGAACGAACCUGGUGACGACAAUCAAAACACUGCAAAUUACCAUGACAGAAGUAGUUUUAAACAUGAGAAGAGCCCCAGCAGUAUAGCCAGUGAACACAGGGUGCAUAUAGAGUUAGAUGAUGACCCAGAGAAGUACAGAGGUGGGAAACCACUACAAGCAGGAGACAGGAACCCAGAUGAGAGUGGUGAUGAGGUAGACGAGGAUGAGGAGGAUGAACAUCAUAGCUCCAACGCCACAGCUCGACCAAGAAGAAUGUCAGAACUGCACAUCCCCGACAAGGUCAAACCCAUUCCAAACGCCAGCUCACUCUUCAUAUUUUCACCCACCAACAAAAUAAGAAUCUUCUGCCACCAGGUGUGCAAUCAUUCCUAUUUCACCAAUAUUGUACUCGCAUGUAUUCUAAUAAGUAGUGCUAUGUUGGCAGCAGAAGAUCCCUUGAAUGCAGACUCCGAGAGGAAUCAAAUUUUGAAUUAUUUUGACUACUUCUUCACAUCAGUAUUCACAGUUGAAAUCAUCAUCAAGGUGAUUGCCUAUGGUUUCUUUGUCCACAAAGGGUCCUACUGCCGAAGCAUUUUCAACUUACUGGAUCUGCUGGUUGUCUCAGUGUCUCUGAUAUCCAUCUUCCUGGAGAAAGGCGCCUUUUCUGUGGUGAAAAUCCUCAGGGUUCUGAGAGUGUUGAGGCCGUUACGUGCCAUCAACAGAGCUAAAGGUUUGAAGCAUGUUGUUCAGUGUGUGAUCGUGGCAAUCAAGACAAUCGGCAACAUCAUGUUAGUCACCUUCCUCCUCAAUUUCAUGUUUGCUGUGAUAGGAGUGCAGCUGUUUAAGGGGAGAUUCUAUCAUUGCACUGAUGAAUCCAAAAUGACGGAAGAAGAAUGCCAGGGCUGGUUUAUAGAGUAUGCAGGGGAUGAUUUAUCAAACCCCAGCGAACAAAAGCGUGAGUGGGUGAACAACCCUCUGAACUAUGAUGAUGUGUCACAGGGUCUCCUCACUUUAUUUACUGUUGCCACUUUUGAAGGUUGGCCAGGGCUCCUGUAUACUUCCAUAGACUCCAAUGAGGAGAGCCAAGGUCCUAUUUACAACUACCGACAGGCCGUGGCUGUAUUCUACAUCAUCUUCAUCAUCAUCAUUGCUUUCUUCAUGGUGAACAUCUUUGUAGGUUUUGUUAUUGUCACAUUUCAAAAUGAGGGUGAACAGGAGUAUAAAGGAUGUGAGCUCAAUAAGAAUCAGAGAAAAUGCAUAGAAUUUGCCUUAAAAGCCAAGCCUACCAGACGGUACAUCCCCAAGGCCCGCAUCCAGUACAAGAUCUGGUGGUUUGUGACGUCAAGGGCCUUUGAAUACUCCAUCUUUGGUCUUAUUUUAUUUAAUGUGAUGGCUCUAGCCAUGAAGUAUGAUGGCAUGAGUGAUGGUUACUCCCAGUUCCUAAGCGUAAUGAACAUCAUCUUCACGGCUGCCUUCACAGCAGAGUGUGUGCUCAAGUUGAUAGCGUUCAAGUUCAAGAACUAUUUUGGAGAUGCCUGGAAUGUCUUUGACUUUAUCAUAGUCCUUGGGAGUUUUAUAGACAUCAUCUACACCAAAGUCAAUGAAGGGGAAAAAAUGAUCAGCGUCAACUUUUUCCGUCUGUUCCGUGUAAUGAGGCUGGUGAAGCUGCUUAGUCGGGGAGAGGGAAUACGGACUUUAUUGUGGACUUUUAUCAAGUCUUUUCAGGCAUUGCCUUAUGUUGCACUGCUGAUCGUGAUGUUAUUCUUCAUCUAUGCAGUAAUUGGGAUGCAGGUGUUUGGUAAAAUUGCUCUGGAUGAUGAUACCCCCAUGACGAGGAAUAACAACUUCCAGACGUUUCCCCAGGCUGUCUUGGUUCUCUUCAGGUCAGCAACAGGGGAGGCAUGGCAGGAUGUCAUGUUAGGGUGCAUCAGCACAGAAGAUGUCGCCUGUGAUCCAGCAUCAGACUCACAGGAUAAAGAGAGUUGUGGCAGCGAUUUUGCAUAUGUAUAUUUCAUCUCGUUCUACAUUCUGUGCUCAUUCUUGAUCAUUAACCUCUUUGUGGCUGUUAUCAUGGACAACUUUGAUUACCUGACUCGGGAUUGGUCCAUCCUUGGGCCGCAUCAUUUAGACGAGUUUGUUCGCUUGUGGUCUGAGUAUGACCCUGAUGCAAAGGGCAGAAUAAAACACUUAGAUGUUGUGACUUUACUAAGAAAAAUCUCUCCUCCUCUGGGAUUUGGUAAACUCUGCCCACAUAGAGUGGCAUGUAAAAGACUGGUUUCCAUGAACAUGCCUCUAAAUAGUGAUGGUACUGUGAUGUUCAAUGCAACUUUAUUUGCCCUAGUUAGGACCUCUUUAGGCAUAUACACUACAGGUAAUAUAGACUCUGCCAAUGAAGAGUUGCGUUCUGUGAUAAAGAAGAUAUGGAAAAGAACGAGUCCAAAGUUACUGGACCAAGUGGUGCCACCUGCAGGAAGGGAUGACGAUGUGACUGUGGGCAAAUUCUAUGCAACUUUCCUCAUCCAGGAUUACUUCCGCCGCUUCAAGAAGCGGAAGGAACAGCUUGCCAAGAUGCAAAACUUAGGGCACGAACAUACAUCUGCCUUACAGGCUGGUCUGCGAGCAGUGCAUGACCUGGGCCCAGAGAUCCGCCGCGCUAUCUCUGGGAAUCUAGAAGAGGACGAGUUUCCCACUCAAGAAGAAUUACCUAUGCACAGAAGAAAUCAUAGCUUAUUUGGCACAGUGAUGUCAGCCUUUGGGUCAAAACCCAGAAGCAACUCCCUGCAAGUCAACUCCACGCAACCUCAUCCAAAAGUAUCGCCAACAAAUUCACUUAAUGUGACGCCUGUGCCCCAUUUGACUUUGUCCCCUCAGCAUUCAUACAGCAAUGGCGGCCCAUCACCACAGCCGUCACCUGUUCCUUCCACCAAUCAUCUCAAUGUGGAUCAUCAUAAUAAUGUCAACCAUUCGCCACAACCAGCUCACGACAGGCGGUCGCCAUCCUCACCGAUUAACUUAUCAAGCACUGGCUCCCUCUAUCAUGUUGAGACCGACCCUAUGCUUGGACAGCGGGAUCCUCCACUGUCAAACCUAUCUCUUGAGGUGCCACAUUACUCAAAUACUUUUAUUCCACCUGUACCGUCACGGCUGGAAGCUCACCGUGGCUCCGGCUCUGGGUCUGCUGAGCACAUUCCAUUGCAAGCUUUUGGCAAUGAGGAGCGUACCUCAUCUUCUUCACCCAGGAUUCUGCCACUAACACGUAAACAGGGUCCUUUUGUUUACCGAGACUUGCCUCAGGAGGAUAGUGAUAUUGAACGAGAACAACACUCCCCACCCUCCCCGCCUCCUCCCCGAAAACUCAGUCGUAGAGGCGCCUCUUUCAAGCUGGCAUGCAUUGGGAAGCAGGACAGUGACGAGAAUCCUUUGAGACUGGUCUCCAUGAACAUGCCUCUAAAUAGUGAUGGUACUGUGAUGUUCAAUGCAACUUUAUUUGCCCUAGUUAGGACCUCUUUAGGCAUAUACACUACAGGUAAUAUAGACUCUGCCAAUGAAGAGUUGCGUUCUGUGAUAAAGAAGAUAUGGAAAAGAACGAGUCCAAAGUUACUGGACCAAGUGGUGCCACCUGCAGGAAGGGAUGACGAUGUGACUGUGGGCAAAUUCUAUGCAACUUUCCUCAUCCAGGAUUACUUCCGCCGCUUCAAGAAGCGGAAGGAACAGCUUGCCAAGAUGCAAAACUUAGGGCACGAACAUACAUCUGCCUUACAGGCUGGUCUGCGAGCAGUGCAUGACCUGGGCCCAGAGAUCCGCCGCGCUAUCUCUGGGAAUCUAGAAGAGGACGAGUUUCCCACUCAAGAAGAAUUACCUAUGCACAGAAGAAAUCAUAGCUUAUUUGGCACAGUGAUGUCAGCCUUUGGGUCAAAACCCAGAAGCAACUCCCUGCAAGUCAACUCCACGCAACCUCAUCCAAAAGUAUCGCCAACAAAUUCACUUAAUGUGACGCCUGUGCCCCAUUUGACUUUGUCCCCUCAGCAUUCAUACAGCAAUGGCGGCCCAUCACCGCAGCCGUCACCUGUUCCUUCCACCAAUCAUCUCAAUGUGGAUCAUCAUAAUAAUGUCAACCAUUCGCCACAACCAGCUCACGACAGGCGGUCGCCAUCCUCACCGAUUAACUUAUCAAGCACUGGCUCCCUCUAUCAUGUUGAGACCGACCCUAUGCUUGGACAGCGGGAUCCUCCACUGUCAAACCUAUCUCUUGAGGUGCCACAUUACUCAAAUACUUUUAUUCCACCUGUACCGUCACGGCUGGAAGCUCACCGUGGCUCCGGCUCUGGGUCUGCUGAGCACAUUCCAUUGCAAGCUUUUGGCAAUGAGGAGCGUACCUCAUCUUCUUCACCUAGGAUUCUGCCACUAACACGUAAACAGGGUCCUUUUGUUUACCGAGACUUGCCUCAGGAGGAUAGUGAUAUCGAACGAGAACAACACUCCCCACCCUCCCCACCUCCUCCCCGAAAACUCAGUCGUAGAGGCGCCUCUUUCAAGCUGGCAUGCAUUGGGAAGCAGGACAGUGACGAGAAUCCCUUGAUGCACAGGAAGAUUGCUGAGCCACUCAAAUUAACACAGUCACAGGCCAUGGCGGUAGCAGGUAUAAGUCCUGAAGGUCGCAGCGGUCCCCUGGAGAUUCCACGGCAAUCAUCAACCCCCAGGAUGCAGCCACAGCCCCCACCACCUUCUCCAGGUUAUGCUAGUCAUCAGUCUUCCCUCCCCACAGCCCCCUCACUCGACCCUUCCUCUAGUUCCCCGAGCUCAAACCGUGAAGCGACUGCUGCCUAUUUUCAAGCCCUCGAAGAGGGCCGCCUUUCUAUCCCCUCCACACAGUCUCCGCAGUGGUCACCACAGCAUAAGAUGUAUGGAGUUGGCGGGAAAGAUAUAUUUAAUAAGUUGUUUGUAGCCCCCUCACUCGACCCUUCCUCUAGUUCCCCGAGCUCAAACCGUGAAGCGACUGCUGCCUAUUUUCAAGCCCUCGAAGAGGGCCGCCUUUCUAUCCCCUCCACACAGUCUCCGCAGUGGUCACCACAGCAUAAGAUGUAUGGAGUUGGCGGGAAAGAUAUAUUUAAUAAGACUUUAGAAGAAGAAGGCCUUAAACAUUACAUCGAUGCACAAUGUCUACAGCGCGAGAUAGCCGAGGCCAACGACAUGACCCAGGCCGAGAUAGACCAGGCAGCACGUGACCUACUCCACAGGUCACCAUACUACGACCAUCUGGGUGGGUACAGCGCACAGGAAAUGAGGGACUUCAAUCAGUAUUCAACGCCAGAGGACAGGGGUGAUAUGGCAGAUACAGCAGAGAAAAAGAAAGAUCAGACUAAUUACAUCACAACUGUAUAGCGCUUGUGCAAUAUGGCCACCCCCUGUGGUGGUCUGGUGGUUCUAGAAUUCUUUUGUUUGCAGAUGCUGCCAUCAGAUGGCAGCAGUGUGUGUGCUAUUCCCAGCCCAGCUCCAUAUAGCACGUGU
Lingula anatina is the source of this 9334-nucleotide messenger RNA. RefSeq names its product muscle calcium channel subunit alpha-1. Gene Ontology annotation, biological process: calcium ion import across plasma membrane. Lineage: Eukaryota; Metazoa; Brachiopoda; Lingulata; Lingulida; Lingulidae. The record is from RefSeq and is a predicted model, not a curated record. Gene Ontology annotation, cellular component: voltage-gated calcium channel complex; membrane. Gene Ontology annotation, molecular function: high voltage-gated calcium channel activity.